This is a messenger RNA of Drosophila obscura, 851 nucleotides long. RefSeq names its product keratin-associated protein 5-2. NCBI's taxonomy places the organism in Eukaryota, Metazoa, Arthropoda, Insecta, Diptera, Drosophilidae. The coding region runs from base 249 to 713 and encodes 154 amino acids. The record is from RefSeq and is a predicted model, not a curated record. The transcript has a single exon.
UUUUUCAUUUUCAUUGCAACAACAUUCUUUUGGGAAACUAUUGAACAAAUUUGGAGGGGAUUUUGCAAAAACGAAGCGAAGAAAAGGUGCUUUAUCUGCCACACUGGGGCAUUGGGAUUGGAUCGCAUCGAAAUCCUUCAAUUAGCCCGGCAUAUUUAGCACAUUUUUUGCGCCAAGUCUUUUGCAAACGAGCAAGCAACAGGUGCAGGUGGUCCUUUAAUCAGACACGGAAAAAGUCAAUCUUUGAGAUGAGUUGUCGGCCGCCUCAAUGCCGUGCACCCUGCAAGCCCUGCAAACCCUGCAAGCCCUGCAAACCUUGCGGUAGUGGCCGCUGUGGAGGAUGCGGGCCCUGUGGAGGAUGUGGACCCUGCGGAGGAUGCGGACCCUGUGGAGGAUGCGGACCCUGUGGAGGAUGCGGGCCAUGCGGAGGAUGCGGGCCGUGCGGAGGAUGCGGGCCGUGCGGAGGAUGCGGGCCGUGCGGAGGUUGCGGGCCGUGCGGAGGAUGCGGUCCUUGUGGCGGCGGCUGUUGCCAACAGCCGUGUGCCGUUAUCUCGUACAGCCUGACCAGCGGUCCGUGUGGACCCGUCCUGCCCAGCCUGCAGUGCAUUUGCUGCAACGGCGGCUGCAACAGCAACUGUGCCCCACCCUUCUAUUUCGUGCCCAACAGGUGCGCCUGCUGCUUCGAGUGGGGCUGUUUUGGACCCUUCUACUAGUGCUGGCGGAGGGCGACGACUCAAUUACUGCUGCCCUCCUGCCUCCCUGCCCGCUCUUCAUGGUUGUCCUAGCUGUUGUUGCACUUUUGAUGAAACUUUUCAUAUUUUUGAAUGCAAUAAAUUCACGUGUCACGCGGA